AUGAUGACAAAGAGGCAGCUUGGAUGGCAAAAGUUAUUUCUGAUACUCACAGUACUUCCCUGCUGCAGGAGUUUGCUGGUUACUAUUCCACAGAACAUAUAUGAGGCUGACGGUGGAGGUGAUGUUACCUUGAUUUGCGUCUUCAUCCCAGCCGGACCAAUCGGAAACACAUUCAUGCUUGAAUGGGAAGCUUACCCUGACAAUCCUGGUGAUACAAUGAAAUCUGUGGCCACCUUCUAUAUAAACAAUGUGGUUGACAUUGCACGUGAUUAUGAAGGCAGAGCCUCUCUGGAGGUUGACAUGAACAAAAAGGAGAGCGCACUCCAUUUAACAAAGCUGACCGGGAAGGACAGCCGCCGUUAUCAAUGUAGAGUCAAGAUCCCCAAUGAUGAUGUGGGAAUUACAGCUGCCACCACUUCCCUUUUGGUCCUGGUGGCUCCCUCUGUGCCAGUCUGCAGGAUUAAUGGAAAAGCAGAGUACUGGCAAAACAUCGACCUCACCUGCAAGUCUGAGGAAGGAUCCCCAACACCUGAGGCUAGAUGGGAGAGGAAAAGAUUAGAUAACAUUGCCAUACCAUUUCCACCUAAGACAACUGAAAUGGCAUCCACCAUGACCAUUGGGAUCAUUGUAGCUGUAGUUGGAGUGGUCAUUGCAGGUGUCGUGGUUGUGGGGGCAAUAAUCUUCUUUUGCUGCAGGAAAAGGAGCAAAAAGAAAAAUGCAGAACGUGCCCCCGGACAAGUGUUUUAUGACAGAGAUGCUCCUGAAGGUGGUCGCUGGGAUUACGUUGAUGACCAACACUGA
Chelmon rostratus (copperband butterflyfish) is the source of this 801-nucleotide messenger RNA. RefSeq names its product cell surface A33 antigen-like. The record is from RefSeq and is a predicted model, not a curated record. NCBI's taxonomy places the organism in Eukaryota, Metazoa, Chordata, Actinopteri, Chaetodontiformes, Chaetodontidae. The transcript is spliced from 6 exons. Gene Ontology annotation, cellular component: plasma membrane. Bases 1 to 801 code for a protein of 266 amino acids.